Dromiciops gliroides (monito del monte) is the source of this 3875-nucleotide messenger RNA. RefSeq names its product cadherin 19 (gene CDH19). The transcript is spliced from 12 exons. Gene Ontology annotation, cellular component: catenin complex; plasma membrane; adherens junction. Gene Ontology annotation, molecular function: cadherin binding; calcium ion binding. Lineage: Eukaryota; Metazoa; Chordata; Mammalia; Microbiotheria; Microbiotheriidae. The record is from RefSeq and is a predicted model, not a curated record. Bases 328 to 2643 code for a protein of 771 amino acids. Gene Ontology annotation, biological process: adherens junction organization; cell-cell junction assembly; calcium-dependent cell-cell adhesion.
AAGCAGUGACAUACUGUCAGGAUCAGGAACUAAAAGCACAAGUGUAUGUAACUAGAAGGAAGCUGUGACUUCUGAAGCUUGCUGAGUAGACUGUGAAGUCAAAAGAACUCUUUCACUUGCUCCAUCAAAUGUUUAAUCUGACUUUUAUACUUCCCAUCUCUGCAAGCCUCCCAGGGCCUAGAAGCCAUACAGGAAUAUGAAAUAUAUUUAAUGGUGCAAAAUAUAUUUUAUAGGCACAUAGAGUAUUUGCAGGAGGAGAGAAAAUACUACUUUAUUUGUGCCCACUGAUUUCUCAGCAGAGUACCUCUGCUGAAAAGACACAUCACUAUGAAUUGCUAUGUGUCACUACAAUUCCUCUUGGGACUGGCUCAACUAAGUCGCUGUCACACAAAUAUGACCAACUCUAAAAUGCUUGAGCUGAACCAGACACUACGAUCUCAUUUGAGAGCAAAGCGGAGCUGGGUGUGGAAUCAUUUUUAUGUACAAGAGGAAGUGACAGUUACUGAGCAACAUGUUGGCCGGCUGAGAUCUAAUCUGGAUGAAGGGGAUGCAUCUUUGGUGUACUUGUUGUCUGGGGAUGGAGCUGGGAGUAUUUUUACCAUUAACAACAGAACAGGUGAUAUAACUGCCAUAAAAAAGCUUGAUAGAGAGGAGAAAGCCUUCUACAAAUUAAGAGCCCAAGUCAUAAAUGUUUAUACUGGGAAACCUGUGGAACCUGAGUCUGAAUUUGUCAUCAAAGUUGUGGAUAUCAAUGACAAUAAACCACAGUUCCUAGAUGGACCUUAUGAGACCAGCAUUCCAGAGAUGUCUCCAGAAGGAACUUCUGUUAUCCAGGUGACAGCUACAGAUAAUGAUGAUCCUGCACAGGAGAAUAAUGCUAGACUUAUUUAUACCAUACUACAGGGACAACCCUAUUUUUCUGUAGAACCAACGACAGGAAUUCUAAGAAUUUCUUCACAAAUGGACCGAGAGGCUAAAGACCAGUAUUUAGUUGUUAUUCAAGCUACAGACAGGCUGGGUCUUCCGGAUGGACUUUCUGGAACAACAACUGUCACAAUUAAUCUAUCUGACGUCAAUGAUAACAGGCCUAUAUUUCAAUCUGGACUCUACCAUAUGAAUGUCUCUGAAUCUGCACCAAUUGGAACUUCAAUUGGAAUAAUCAUGGCAGAUGACAGCGACAUAGGCGAUAAUGCAAAAAUGAAGUACAGUAUUGAAGAUGGUUCAUAUGUCUUUGACAUUAUCACCAAUAAUGAGACUCAGGAAGGAAUAGUUGUAUUAAAAAAGAAAUUGGAUUAUGAGCUCCAACGACAAUACAGUGUUCGAGCAAAGGUUACCAACAGCUUUAUUGAUGAAUAUUUCCCAAAGGAUGAAAAUUCUGGACAAACUACUGUUAUUAAAAUCAGAGUGGAAGAUGCUGAUGAACCACCAGUUUUCUCUCAACUGGAGUAUCCAAUGGAAAUUGCUGAAGAGACUCCCUAUGGUACAUACGUGGGCACUGUAUUUGCCAGAGAUCCAGAUGUUACCAACUCUCCAGUCAGGUAUUCUAUUGUUGGCUGUAGUUUAUUCAGCAUUGAUGACAAUGGCACCAUCAUUAUAACUGAACCUCUGGACCGGGAGAUAGAUGCGUGGCACAAUAUAACUGUUAUAGCCACUGAAAAAAAUAAUUCACAACAAGUGUCUGAGGCACAUGUGUAUGUGCAGGUUCUGAAUGUCAAUGACCAUGCCCCUGAAUUCUUCCAAUACUAUGAGACAUAUGUUUGUGAAAAGGCAAAUGCUGGGCAGCUAAUUCAGACCAUCAGUGCUAUGGAUAGGGAUGCUUCUGUAGAAGACCAUCGGUUUUCCUUCAAUCUGUCUACAGAAUCCACAAGCAACUUGAGUUUUACUGUCAGAGAUAAUCAAGAUAACACAGCUGGAAUUCUGACUACUAGGAGUGGCUUUAGCCGCCAAGAACAGCCUGUCUUCUAUCUCCCAAUUUUAAUAGCUGACAAUGGAAAUCCAUCACUUACAAGUACAAACACUCUUACUAUCCAUGCCUGUGAAUGUGAUGAGAAUGGUGGUACCCAGUCCUGCACAUACGGAGCCCUUACAUUUUCCAUGGGUUUCAGCAUAGAGGGUUUAAUUGCUAUUUUGGCCUGUAUUCUAAUAAUAUUAGUGUUUGUCUUCACGAUCCUGGGCCUAAAGCAAAGAAGGAAACAGGAUCUAUUUCCUGAAAAGGGAGAAGAAUUUAGGGAGAAUAUUGUCAGAUAUGAUGAUGAAGGAGGUGGAGAAGAAGAUACAGAGGCUUUUGAUAUUGCAGCACUGAGGACCCGCACUGUAAUGAGAGCAAGAAAGACUCGGAAAAAUAUCACCACUGAGAUCAGAAGUCUAUAUAGGCAAUCUCUACAGGUGGGCCCAGACAGUGCUGUCUUCAAGGAAUUCAUUUUGGCCAAACUUGAAGAGGCUAAUACAGAUCCUUGGGCACCUCCCUUUGACUCUCUUCAGACUUAUGCAUUUGAGGGAACAGGGUCCCUGGCUGGAUCUCUUAGCUCCCUGGAGUCAAGCAUUUCAGAUCCAGAUCAGAAUUUUGAUUACUUAACUGAAUUAGGACCUCGCUUUAAAAAACUAGCAAGUAUGUAUGGCUCCAGAGUUCCUGCAAAGAAUUAGUUCUCUAGAGGAUUUUUAUUUUAAGAUAUAGUAUGGUAUAUGUCAUCCUGUGGUGAACCAAAUUGAACAAAUCAGCAGAACAUAUGUAAACAAAUGGAUUCUAUAUCUCUGUAUUGUCAAUCAGCUUUCUUGGUUUUCUGGCUAUUAUCAAAUUGGCUCUAUUACUUAUUGUGACAGUCCUCUAAAUUGCAUCCAAGUGACCAAAAAGAAUUCAUGGUUCUUCCUAAGUACAUGUUUCCUGUUUCUUGUCUAAAGAGUGACUUAGGCAAUGGACAGAAUCAGAUUCUAUAAGUUGCCUCUUUGGGAGAAGUUAAUGUUAUGAUAUAACUUUGAAAACUACUGAAAGGAAUGAAUGGCUUCCUCCCUGAGAAUCUUUUUUACUCCUCUAGGUCUUUCCUUGUAAAUAUUCUGCCUGAGUUAAUCUUUAAACUGUCUCCAAAGUGAAGCAGAUAGAAGGAUUAUAUUGAUUAACUAAAACUACAGUGUUUAAAAAAAAUGUUACAUUUAGUAAGGUGGAAACUUGAUUGUACAUGUAUAUGUAUAUGUGUGUAUAUGUAUACACACACAGACACACACAAACAGGAAUGUGUAUAAGAAGCUCUUAUAGGAUAUUUAUUUAUUUUUCCAAUGAUAAAACUAAAGAUACUUUUAUCACUAUCAAAAUGAAGAUCUAUUAUACAGUAUCAACAUUUAUUCAUCAUUAAAUUUGAAUUUUUAUGAAACUGUUGUGAAGUGUGUUAAAUUCAUAAUUGGCAUUUCACCUGUAUUAUAAAGAUACAAAAAGAGGAAUACUUUCAAGCUUGAAUCAAUAUUCACCUUAAAUAUGAUAAUCAAGUACAUUGCCUAUUAUAGUGCAUAAAAUCAAAUACUGUACAAUUCAAGCCAUUUUUCCCUUUUAUUAAGAGCUAAGAAGAAGACUGAUUUCUUAGCACAGGUUCUUUUAUUAUGGAAUAUAAAAUUAGGUGCAGUAGUCAUUUUAUUAUAACAGUAUUAAGGAACUUUAAAAUGCUAAGCUGCUGGACAUAAAACUUUAUGGUUAACAUUAGAUAAUAAGAUAGUAAAACACUUUAAUUUCAAUCCACCUCUUCAGAAAAGGUUCUUUAUUACAUCAAAAUCAAGUCAGACUUAAAAUCCAUUUCCUCUUCUAGUUUUUGGAAGGAAAUUAUUGAAUAAAAUGUGCUCAGAAGUCUUUUCUUCUACUGUUUCUGAAUAUCAAAAAGUAGAAAUGGGAU